AUGUGUGCUUUGGCCAAAACUCAAUGGACUAAUUCAUCAUGGCGUAUUGAUCAAGUGGGUACAAUGCAAAGUUACAACUGGGAAAAUACUUCUUGCUCAGUUUUCAUUGAAAACUCUACAUGUGAUCAAGGAGCAGUGCCUGUUUUGGCUGUCAAUGCUACGCUACCUGAACAUGUUCAAACAACUAUUCAAUUCGUUCAGAGAUAUAAUCUCCGUUUAGUUAUUAAAACAAGCGGUCACGACUUCUUAGGUCGUUCGACAGCCUAUGGUGCGUUGCUUCUUUGGGUUCAUUAUAUGAAAAAUAUGACACUAAUUGAUAUAUACACAGGAUGCGGUAAUGUGGUGCCAAAUGCGAUUCGUCUUAGUGCAGGUGUUGAAUGGGGUGAAGUAUACUCAUGGCUAAAUGAACACAAUUUAACUGCGAUAGGAGGAUCAUCAGGUACAGUGGGUAGUGUAGGUGGUUAUUUACAGGGAGGUGGCCAUAGCAUACUGUCACGUUGGAAAGGAUUGUCCACCGAUAACAUUCUUGAAUUCGAUGUUGUCACAGCCGAUGGGCAACGUCAGACGGCAAAUGCUUGUCAAAAUAAGGAUUUAUUCUGGGCUUUAGCAGGUGGAGGGGGUGGUACUUUUGCUGUUGUACUUAAUGCUGUUCUACGUACUUAUCCAUCACCACCUCUGAUUGUUUUUCUGUGGUACAUUUCUCCGCUGAAUGGAACACGUUAUGACAAUUUCAUUCGAGAUGUAGUGAAAUUUUUACCUACACUUGCAGACGGGAACUGGUCGGGCUAUUUUUCAUUCUAUGACGCAAGUGCUUCGUUAGCAUUUAUAUGUCCGUAUGGAGAUAUGAACGUUGCCAAUGCGACAAUAAGUGGUUUUAUUCAAAACAACACAGAUCUAGAUUUGACCAAGGAAGUUCUCUUUUCAUCACCAUCAUUUUAUCCGUUCUUCAAUACUGCACUUGAGCCAAACAAUCCGACAGGUGGCAAUGUCUUACUUGGGUCACGUCUGAUUCCUGAAGCCAUCGUACAUAAUCAAUCUGACGAUGUAGCGCAGGCAUUUAUUGAUGUUCGAAAUAACAGAAUAAAUCAGGGGCAACUAAUCGGACAUCUUAUAGCUGGUGGACAAGUGUCGAAAAUCAAUAAUGAUACCAGUGUCAAUCCAGUGUGGCGUACAAGUCUGAUUCACAUCAUCUACGGUACCGGAUGGCCCGAUUUGACUUCCCAAGCGGAUCAACAAGUAAUAGCUAAACAUGUCACUAGCCAGGUACAAAUUUUACAAAGAAUUGCCGGUGGUAAUCAGUCUGGUUGUUACAUGAAUGAAGCUGAUCCGAAUGAACCGAAUUGGCAACAGAAAUUCUUUGGCACACAAGAAAAUUAUGAUCGACUAAAAGCGAUAAAAAAUGCAGUGGAUCCACUUGGAUUAUUCAUUUGUAAGAAUUGUGUGGGCAGUGAUGAUUGGACACUGGAUCUCAAUUGUCCGAAAAUAGCAGAUAUUUCGACAACAUCCAAUCCUACGACGACAUCAACUUCUGUCAAGCUCGACUUCACAGUGUCGUGUAUACUGGUAGUGAUUCUUCUACUGGCCUAUUAAAAUGUAUUUUUUAAGAACUACCAGCCGAAAAAAACCAAAGCUACGAACACAUAAUUCAAUUUGAAACAGAAUAAUUAUUUAUUACAAUUUGUUUUCUUUACUCUAAUUUCGUUAACUAUAUUGGUUGAAUAUACACCAGCGAUUUUGUAUCGAAUGUUCUCAUAGCUUGAUUUUUGAUCUAGGAUAACUGCUGUCAGCGUGAAACAUAGUUUCACAUGAGAGCUAUGCAGUCCAUUUACUUUUUUUGGAUCACGAUUGGAAAUGAAUGUUGAAGUACAUAGGAUGAGAAUUGGGCACAUGUUUCACAGGCCAUGAUAGGAAUGUCGACAUACUAUUUUGAAGCUCGCGACCACGGAUUUAUUAAUUUAUUUAAAUAUGUCCUUAUUUCCUAGGCCAACAGUUGAAGAUAUAGAAUUAGUAAAUAGGUAAUUCAUUUGUAUCUGUGUGUCUGUCUGAAGCGCACCCACACCAACACGCGCACCCACACCCAUUAAAAAACAUUGUUAGGAAAAAGUCGAACAGUGCAAGCAAAAAAACUAAGCGAAU
Messenger RNA from Rotaria sp. Silwood2, 2136 nucleotides. Lineage: Eukaryota; Metazoa; Rotifera; Eurotatoria; Philodinida; Philodinidae. The record is from the annotation of a GenBank genome assembly.